This is a messenger RNA of Aspergillus welwitschiae, 1212 nucleotides long. Its product is annotated as phosphoribosylglycinamide formyltransferase. The record is from RefSeq and is a predicted model, not a curated record. The transcript has 3 exons. Gene Ontology annotation, cellular component: cytoplasm. Bases 199 to 852 code for a protein of 217 amino acids. Gene Ontology annotation, biological process: 'de novo' IMP biosynthetic process. Gene Ontology annotation, molecular function: phosphoribosylglycinamide formyltransferase activity. NCBI's taxonomy places the organism in Eukaryota, Fungi, Ascomycota, Eurotiomycetes, Eurotiales, Aspergillaceae.
GUGCUUUGAAGUCUGAUUCUCGUAGGCCUAAACUCCGCGCCAUUGCUAGGGAAAAACAAAAGAACCCACUCCAGAAAUUUUCCGACCUACCCCGCUACAAGACCAGAACACCACCGAUCCUAGUCCCUCAAUCCUUUUCCAAAAUAACGCCCCCCUCUCCCAAUCAACAGAAAGAACAAAAAUAUUAGAAAGGCCAAUAUGGACACACCCGUGCGCCUUACCGUUCUCAUAUCCGGCAAUGGCUCCAACCUCCAAGCAGUGAUAGACAAGACGCAGCAAGGACAACUCUCGACGCAGAUCGUGCGCGUCAUCUCCAAUCGCCAGAAUGCGUAUGGUCUCGAGCGGGCUCGACAGGCCAACAUCCCCACGCAAUACCACAACUUGGUGAAAUAUAAGAAACAGCACCCUGCUACACCGGAGGGCAUCCAGGCGGCGCGGGAAGAAUACGACGCCGAAUUGGCCCGAUUGGUACUGGCUGAUAAGCCGGAAAUGGUGGCUUGUUUGGGAUUCAUGCAUGUUUUGUCUCCGAGGUUCUUGGAGCCGUUGGAGGAAGCUAAGAUUAAUAUCAUUAAUCUGCAUCCGGCUUUGCCCGGAGCGUUUAAUGGGGCGAACGCUAUCGAGCGUGCGCAUGCUGCUUGGUUGGAAGGGAAGAUCGAUAAGACGGGUGUUAUGAUUCAUAAGGUCAUUUCGGAGGUGGAUAUGGGGCAGCCCAUUUUGGUCAGAGAAAUUCCGUUUGUGAAGGGGGAGGAUGAAGAUCUGCAUAAAUUUGAGCAGAAGGUGCAUGAGGUCGAGUGGGGAGUGGUUAUUGAGGGGGUGAAGCUUACGAUCCAGGAGGUUAAGGAGGGAAGGUAGACUUUAUUGCUAUUACGUGGGCGAGUGUGGCUGGUGGAUCAGUGUUUCUGGCUAUGAGUGAUGAUUGUUACUAACUAUUGGGGUCUAAGAUACCAUAUACUACUACGAAAUAAACUGAGGCAUAUAAUGUCCCACUGGGAGUCGAUGAACACUACUACUAAAUGCUUCUCCAGUGAUGGACACGCGCUCUUCAUACGAGGACAUUUGACGUUUGACAUUCCUCAUAUGGUUGUUGGGACGGAGUUUAACCUCUUCUGGGAACCACCCUUGGAUGAAGAGACUGAUGAUGAAUGGCUAGACCCUCCGACGCCGUCUCUGCUUUAAUAUAUUGGUACUAUAGUCACGUAUACUAGAGAGUAG